GGGCAAUGAUAUCAGUUGGGAGGGGGAAGAACUGCGCACAACGGGCUGCUCGAAUAUUAUUAGGGUCCCUUAUCCCCCCCCUUCACAACCCAGAACCAUUUUCCCACGACUUGCAAUCACCAGAUUCCCCACUCCAUCGAUCCCACUAUUACAAUACCAUCAGAACCAACGCAGUAAGCAACAGCAACACCCAGUCAUGUCCAUCCAAACAGCAAAGGGCGUCUCCAUCUUGGGCCCAGUCAAGCCUCAGUACGCGGACAUCUUGUCCAUUCCCGCUCAGGAGUUUGUCGCUACUCUCAACAGGGCAUUCAACGGUCGUCGCAAGGAGCUCCUCCAACGACGCGUCGAGCGUCAGAAGCAGCUCGACGCUGGAAAGUUCCCUGAUUUCCUUCCCGAGACAAAGGCGAUCCGUGAUGACCCUACUUGGAAGGCCGCGCCUCCCGCUCCAGGAUUGAUUGACCGUCGCGUCGAGAUUACCGGUCCCGUCGACCGGAAAAUGGUCAUCAACGCUCUCAACUCCGGGGCAUUGACCUACAUGGCCGACUUUGAAGACUCGAAUGCUCCCACAUGGGAGAACAACAUUUCAGGACAAUGCAACCUGCGGGACGCUGUCCGAAGACAGAUCGACUUCCAGGCACCUAACGGAAAGUACUACAAGUUGAAGGAAGGCCGCCUCGCCACGCUGCUCGUCCGCCCUCGUGGAUGGCACUUGGAGGAGAAGCAUUUCCUGGUCGAUGGAGAGCCAGUAUCGGGAUCCAUCUUCGACUUUGCUCUCUACUUUUUCCACAAUGGUGCGGAGUCCGUGCGCCGCGGGUUCGGACCGUACUUCUACCUCCCGAAAAUGGAGUCGCACCUGGAAGCCAGGCUAUGGAACGACGUUUUCAACCUCGCUCAGGACAUCCUCAGCAUUCCCCGCGGUACUAUCCGAGGGACCGUCCUGAUCGAGACCAUCAUGGCAGCGUACGAGAUGGACGAGAUCAUCUUUGAACUGCGGGACCACUCCUCAGGGUUGAACUGUGGUCGAUGGGACUACAUCUUCUCCUUCAUCAAGAAGUUCCGUAACCACUCCCAAUUCGUGCUGCCCGACCGUGGCGACAUCACCAUGACCACGCCCUUCAUGGACGCCUAUGUCCGCCUCCUCAUCAAGACCUGCCACAAGCGCGGCGUGCACGCCAUGGGCGGCAUGGCAGCCUUCAUUCCCAUCAAAGACGACCCCGCCAAGAACGACGCGGCGAUGGCCAAGGUCCGCGCCGACAAGCAACGCGAGGUCCAGGCCGGCCACGACGGCACCUGGGUCGCGCACCCAGACCUGGUUAAACUCGCCAAGGACAUCUUCGACAAGCACAUGCCCCAGCCCAACCAGCUCUACAUCCGCCGCGAGGACGUCGAGGUCACGGGCGCCCACCUGAUCUCCACCCAGGGCGUCAGCGGCAAGAUUACCGACAACGGCCUGCGCAUGAACAUCGACGUCGCGCUGCAGUACAUGGAGGCCUGGCUCCGGGGGAACGGGUGCGUGCCCAUCCAUAACCUGAUGGAGGACGCGGCUACCGCUGAGAUUUCGAGGUCGCAGCUGUGGCAGUGGGUGCGUCACCGUGCCCGCACCGCUGAGGGGAAGGAGGUCACGCCGGAGCUGGUUAGCAAGCUGCUGGAUGAGGAAGUGGAGAAAGUGAAGCAGCGGCUGGGAGAGCAGAAGUUUGCGGCGUCCAAGUUUGAGCUCGCUAAGAAGCACCUUGUGGGGACUAUCCAAGGGAGGGAGUACUCUGAUUUCUUGACGACUCUUUGCUACGACUCGAUCCUCACCCUCUCCGCCGGUGGCGCUAAGCUUUAAACAAGUUGCGUCACCCUGCCGACCCCCAACCUCAGGAAUGCCACCCCAACCACCUAUCACAGCUGCAUAUAGCUCUAUAGUCAGUCCCGCUUACUCGUAGUUUUCUUUC
Molecule: messenger RNA, 1937 nt
Organism: Fimicolochytrium jonesii
Lineage: Eukaryota; Fungi; Chytridiomycota; Chytridiomycetes; Spizellomycetales; Powellomycetaceae
Product: malate synthase
Exons: 6
Coding region: 197-1828 (543 amino acids)
Biological process (GO): glyoxylate cycle
Cellular component (GO): cytoplasm; peroxisomal matrix
Molecular function (GO): malate synthase activity
Source: RefSeq, a predicted model, not a curated record